AUGUGCGAAGACGAGGCGGGGGAUGGAAGAACGCCCGCUGCAACCGCCGCGGCCAACACAGACCUGCCUAGCCAGCCGCCAUCGAUGGCAAGCUCAGUGAUCGAGGCCGCUAGCCAACCGGGCGACGAGGAUGAAUUCGACCCGGUAGAAGGAUAUGAAACCUCCAACUCGCUUGCCUCUACCAGUGCCACAUCUAGCAUCUACGCGCACACCUUCGAGAAUGGGCGACGCUACCAUUACUUCAAGAAUAGCCGCUAUCCGUUACCAGACGACGAUAUGGAACAAAGCCGCGAGGACAUGAAGCACGCCAUGAUGAUGGAGCUAACGGAUGGAAAGCUCUUUUAUGCUCCUGUCGACGACAAUCCCCAAGAAAUUAUUGAUAUCGGGACAGGAACUGGAAUCUGGGCCAUCGAAGUCGGCGACCAAUACCCGAGUGCACAUGUCCGUGGCAUCGACAUGACACCAAUUCAGCCCGUUUGGGUGCCGCCAAAUGUUGACUUUCUUGUGGAUGACUGCUCCAACGAGUGGCUAGCUACCAAUGUUGACCUAGCCCACUUUCGCUUCAUGGUGAUGAUCCUUCGGGACGUACCGAAUAUCAUGAAGCACUGCUACAAGUACGUCGACGAUGAGCUCAACUUCCAUUCCUCAACAAAGUUCUUGAAGCCCGGCGGUUGGGUUGAACUGCAGGAACUUCUGGGUGAAGUUAUGUGCGACGAUAACACAAUGCCAGAAGAUGACCCGCUCAAGUACGUUUAUCAGCUGGCCGACCAAGCUUUCACAAAGUUCGGCAUGAAUGUGAAGCUAGCACGGGAGUUGGAACCUGUUUUGCGCGAGGCUGGCUUCGUCAACAUCCAGUGCAUUGCUAAAAAGGUACCCAUUGGGGUUUGGGCGAAAAACAAAACACUUCGCCUCAUCGGACUGUACCAGAAGAUGGCUGUUGCCGACAUCUUGGGUGCUGUCGCUGGCCGACCGUUCGCUGCCCUUGGAAUACCUGCCAAUGAGCGAGAAGUAAUCAUUGCGCUGGCACGACGCGCUAUGGAAGAUAACAGCGUGCAUCGCUACUUCACGUACUACUUCUGGUAUGCACAAAAGCCAGUAGAUGGACCUGAAGAUAGUCCGCCACAUUCACCGUGA
This is a messenger RNA of Sporothrix brasiliensis 5110, 1134 nucleotides long. RefSeq lists its product as uncharacterized. The coding region runs from base 1 to 1134 and encodes 377 amino acids. The transcript is spliced from 4 exons. Gene Ontology annotation, molecular function: methyltransferase activity. NCBI's taxonomy places the organism in Eukaryota, Fungi, Ascomycota, Sordariomycetes, Ophiostomatales, Ophiostomataceae. The record is from RefSeq and is a predicted model, not a curated record.